Micropterus salmoides (largemouth bass) is the source of this 4508-nucleotide messenger RNA. Its product is annotated as NLR family CARD domain-containing protein 3-like. The record is from RefSeq and is a predicted model, not a curated record. The coding region runs from base 49 to 3828 and encodes 1259 amino acids. The transcript is spliced from 13 exons. NCBI's taxonomy places the organism in Eukaryota, Metazoa, Chordata, Actinopteri, Centrarchiformes, Centrarchidae. Gene Ontology annotation, molecular function: protein binding.
AUUACUGUCAUGACUCACCAGAGGUGAAGAAACGCAGAAACUGGAGAAAUGCCGACGGACAAAUUUAAUGAAUCAGGCCAGUGUGUUGCUGUAAAACGUGUACACAAUAUGGAUCUCUGUGAGGAGAGAGAGGAUGAUGUCCCACCUUCUAAAGGGUCUCUCUCCGACCACGGCAGCCGGACUAAAGCUAAGAGCCCAGUCCAGAAGGAGAGACCAGGCUCCCCUGGUCCCAGCCACUCCAUUAGGGAACCCUUAAGCUUUAGAGCUGGAUAUCACUCUACAGAGCAGCGAGUCCAGCAGGAGAGACCAGACUCCUCUCUAACCACUUGUGUGUCAUUUAAAAGUGACCGAUCUAUGGAGCCCCCUCUUGCAUUCAAACAUCGGCACCGCUCUACUAAAGAAAGAGUUCACCAGGAGGGAUCUGAGGUCACCACUGGUCACUCUGACAAUGAGCACAAUGACACAGAUCUGGCCUCCAUAUUCAGGCUUCUAGAGGAGAACAUCAUCACUUUUGUGAAGACUAUGCUGAAGACAUUCCAGGGAGUUCUUAGUACAGAUUACCCAGAGUGCUCAGAGACACAGAAGAAAACUGAGGAGGUGGUGGAUGGUGGGGAGGAAGAACAGGGCACAAGCAGCAAACUGGCGCUUUUGAAGAUCACACUCCACUUCUUGAGGAGAAUCAAGCAGGAGAAGCUGGCCGACUCUCUCCAGAGCAGAACUCUUGCUGCAGUGUGCCAAAAUAAGCUCAAAAGUAAUCUGAAGGGGAGGUUCCAGUGCGUUUUUGAGGGAAUUGCUAAAGCAGGAAACCCCACACUUCUGAAUGAGAUCUACACAGAGCUCUACAUCACAGAAGGAGGGAGUAGAGCGUUCAGUGACGAACAUGAGAUCAGACAGAUUGAAACAUCAUCCAUGAAGCAAUCAAGACCAGACACUAUGAUCAAAUGUGAAGACAUCUUCCAACCAUUACCUGGCAGAGCUCAUCAGCCAAUCAGAACGGUGCUGACAAAGGGAGUGGCUGGCAUAGGGAAAACAGUCUUAACACACAAGUUCACUCUGGACUGGGCUGAAGACAAAGCCAACCACAACAUUCAGUUCACAUUUCCAUUCACGUUCAAAGAACUGAAUCUGCUGAGUGGAAAAAAGUACAGCUUGGUUGAACUUCUUCAUCUCUUCUUUACUGAGACCAAAGAAGCAGACAUUUACAGAUUUGACAAGUUUAAUGUUUUGUUCAUCUUUGACGGUCUGGAUGAGUGUCGACUUCCUCUAGAUUUCCACACCAAUGAGAUCCUGACUGACGUUACAAAGCCGAGCACAGUGGACGUGCUGCUGACGAACCUCAUCGCUGGGAAACUGCUUCCCUCUGCUCACCUCUGGAUAACCACACGACCCGCAGCAACCAAUCAGAUCCCUCCUGAGUGUGUUGACAUGGUGACAGAGGUGAGAGGGUUCACUGACCCACAGAAGGAGGAGUACUUCAGGAAGAGAUUCAGAGAAGAGGAGCAGGCCAGCAGAAUAAUCUCCCACAUCAAGACAUCACGAAGCCUCCACAUCAUGUGCCACAUCCCGGUCUUCUGCUGCAUCACUGCCUCGGUACUGGAGAAUAUAAUUGGAUCACAAACAAGAGACGAAUUGCCGAAGACCCUGACUGAGAUGUAUAUUCACUUCCUGGUGGUUCAGUCAAAAAUAGGAAACGUCAAAUAUCGUGGAGGAGCUGAGACGGAUCCACUCUGGAACACCGAGACGAGCAAGAUCAUCAUGUCUCUGGGAAAACUGGCUUUUGAGCAGCUGCAGAAAGGCAACUUGAUUUUCUAUGAAUCAGACCUGAUAGCAUGCGGCAUUGAUAUCAGGGCAGCCUCAGUGUACUCAGGGGUGUUCACACAGAUCUUUAAAGAGUGUGGGCUGUACCAGGAAAAGGCGUUCUGUUUUGUCCAUCUGAGCUUUCAGGAGUUUCUGGCUGCUCUCUAUGUCUUUGCCACAUUCACCAACACUGGUGUCAAUCUACUGUCAGAACCACAAUCAAGAUCCAAGUGGUCUUCACUGUUAAGGGACAAAUCUAAGGUAAAUCUGCUCUACCAAAGAGCUGUAGACAAGACCAUACAGAGUCCAAAUGGACACCUGGACUUGUUUCUUCGAUUCCUCCUGGGUUUCUCACUUGAGACCAAUCAGGUCCUUUUACAAGAGCUGCUGACAACAUCAGAAAGCAGCUUACAGAACUAUCAGGAAACAGUUAAAUACAUCAAGAAGAAGAUCGGGAGGAAUCCGUCACCAGAGAGGUGCAUCAAUCUGUUCCACUGUUUGAAUGAACUGAAUGAUCAUUCUCUAGUGGAGGAGAUCCAAAAGUACUUGAGUUCAGGAAGUCUCUCCACAGACAAGCUCUCUCCUGCUCAGUGGUCAGCUCUGGUCUUCAUCUUACUGUCAUCAGAGGAGGACCUGGAAGUGUUUGACUUGAGGAAAUACUCUGCUUCAGAGGAAGGUCUCCUGAGGCUGCUGCCAGUGGUCAAAGCUUCGAGAAUAUCCCACCUGAGAGACUGUAAGUUGUCAGAGAGAAGCUGUGAAGCUCUGGUCUGUGUUCUUAAGUCCAAGUCCUCCCGUCUGAGAAAGCUGGACCUGAGUAACAAUGACCUGCAGGAUUCAGGAGUAAAGCUGCUGUUUGCUGGACUUUGGAGUCCACACUGUAGACUGGAAACUCUCUGGUUGAGUGGCUGUAACUUGUCAGAGGGAAGCUCUGAGGCUCUGGCCUCCGUUCUUAGCUCCGAGUCCUCCAUUCUGAGAGAGCUGGACCUGAGUAACAAUGACCUGCAGGAUUCAGGAGUGAGACUGCUCUCUGCUGGACUGACGAAUCCACACUGUAGACUAGAAAUUCUACGGUUGAGUGGCUGUAACUUGUCAGAGAGAAGCUCUGAGGCUCUGGCCUCCGUUCUUAGCUCUGAGUCCUCCAUUCUGAGAGAGCUGGACCUGAGUAACAAUGAUCUGCAGGAUUCAGGAGUAAGGCUGUUAUCUGCUGGACUGGCGAGUCCAAAUUGUAGACUGGAAACUCUACGGUUGUCAGACUGUCAGGUCACAGAGAAAGGCUGUGCUUCUUUGGCCUCGGCUCUGAACUCCAACCCUUCCCAUCUGAGAGAGCUGGACCUGAGCUACAAUCAUCCAGAAGAGUCAGGGCUGAAACUGCUCUCAGGCAGACUGGAGGAUCCACAAUGGAGACUGGACACGCUCUGUGUUGACCAUGGUGGCAGACAUCGCUUGAAACCCUUCAUGUACGCCUGUGACCUCACACUGGACCCAAACACAGCAAACAGGAAGCUCUCUCUGUCCGAGGACAACAGAAAGGUGACAGAGGUGUUGGAGAAGCUGCCGUACCCUGAGCAUCCAGAGAGAUUUCACCACUGGAAGCAGGUCCUGUGUAGAGAAGGUCUGACUGGGCGCUGUUACUGGGAGGUGGACUGGAAAGGAUGGGUUAAUAUUGGAGUGGCAUACAAAGGAAUCAAAAGGAAAGGAGAGGAUGAAGAGUGUUGUCUUGGCGAGAAUGACAAGUCCUGGGGUCUCUUCUGUUCCGGUAAUGGUUACUCUGCCUGUCACAAUAAGAGAACGACGAACACACGGGCCAUCCACCCCUCCUUUGACGCCGGCAGAGUAGCAGUGUAUCUGGACUGGCCUGCUGGCACUCUGUCCUUCUACAGAGUCUCCUCUGACAUGCUGAUCCACCUCCACACCUUCCACUGCACAUUCACUGAACCCCUCUAUCCUGCGUUCAGGUUUAAGUUAAGGUCUGCGUCUGGUUCUUCAGUGUUUCUUUGUCAGUGUGAGGAGGGAGAAUUAGCUCCAGUGUAGAGAAAGACCCACACUGCUUCCAAAACUGAGCAUGGUCACACACACACACACACACACACACACACACACAAAGAUGUGUCUCCAUCACUUCAUAGCACAUCGACUACAUUAAUUUUGUCAAUGGACAAUUACGAAAUUCGCCCUCUUUUGUUCAAAUACUUAAAAGAAGAAAAGAAGAAAGUAAAAGCGAGACUAUGCAACUUUGAAAGACAAUAUCAGAUUAUUUCUCUUACAACUGAAACAUUUAGGAAAAAGAAAAGUAGGAAAGUAAAAUGGAUCAUUAUACAACUACCUCUUAUAACCACAAUUAGUUAGUUCAACAAAAGGUUACGUAGUCUCAUUAGUCAACUUCAGUGUUGGGCAGUAACACAUUCAUUUGUAAGGUGCUACAGUGAUGGGAUUUUCUGUGGGAUUUUUUUUCAGUAUCACAUAAUGUAAGGGAUUAGAAUUUGAAAUUCAGUUAUUACGCUAUGUUACAUAUAUGUGUCAAGACCACUGUACAGGAUGAAACGACAAAGAUCCAGGAGUCCAUCAGGAAGAUGGUCCCCAAAGAUGAUAUGUAAGAUGCAGGCAGGAAGUGCGUACAUGGAACGCUAUAACCAGGUAGCUGGCAUAGUGUACAGGAACAUCUGCCAUGAGUAUGGGCUGGAAGACCCAAGGUCAAAAUGGAAGACGCCUCC